GCCCCGGCGGCCGUGAGCGAGGAGAGCGGCGGGCCAUGGCGGGCUCGGGGCUCUGGUUUCCGCUGCUGCUGGCGGCAGCGCUCGGCGGCCGGGCCACGGCCCUUUGGCCCUGGCCCCAGUACAUCCAAACCUCCGAGUCCCACUACGCCAUCUUCCCGCACAACUUCCAGUUCCGGUACCACGUCAGUUCGGCCGCGCAGCCGGGCUGCUCCGUCCUCGACGAGGCCUUCCAGCGCUACCGCGACCUCCUCUUCACCUCCCGCUCUUGGCAACCUCCUGAACCCACAAGAAAACAGCAUGCACCGGAGAAGAAUUCAUUGGUUAUCCUUGUGGUCACUCCUGGAUGUAACCAGCUUCCUUCUUUGGAGUCGGUGGAAAACUACACCCUGACCAUAAAUGAUGAUCAUUGUUUCCUCCUCUCUGAGACUGUCUGGGGAGCUCUCCGAGGUCUGGAGACUUUUAGCCAGCUUGUUUGGCGAUCUCCUGAGGGCACGUUCUUUAUCAACAAGACCGAGAUUGAAGACUUUCCCCGCUUCUCUCACCGGGGCUUGUUGUUGGAUACGUCUCGCCAUUACCUGCCACUGACUAGCAUCCUGGACACUCUGGUACCCAGGCCUUAAGGCCAUCUUUGCCCUUAGUGUUUGGGGUGAUGGGGCAAGGGGUAGACCAGUUGCCAUAUUCCUAAAGAGUUGCAGAGGGAAUGUAUGUAACUUCAUGAGCUCCUAGGGAAAAUGGAAAAGAUGACCCGCUCUGAGACAAAAAAGAAAAAAAAAGGAGUGAUUUAAAUCUACCCCACUGGCUGCUCUGGAUCAAUGUCCAGGUUAUCUCCAGGAAUACAGAAGGUGGUCUGGGGAAUUGGCUUCUUUGAUCAAGCCGAGCUUAUUUUAGCUUAGUUACGGACAAGGUCAUAGGAAAGAGAUGUUCAAAAGCCAUAGCUUAGGAUGUUCCUAACUAUCUUUUUUUU
This is a messenger RNA of Leptonychotes weddellii (Weddell seal), 964 nucleotides long. Lineage: Eukaryota; Metazoa; Chordata; Mammalia; Carnivora; Phocidae. The record is from RefSeq and is a predicted model, not a curated record.